GUUCUGAUACGGUCUGGUGGGGGACCACAGUCAACCAGUUUGUCUUCUUGUUUUCCUUCAGAUCAACAUCAUAAUGUACCCGGAAGUUGUUGUUUUAAGCCUCAUACUACUUCUGACAGGUGCUGUGGUUUCUUAUACAGAAGUGAGUGGGGUAGUGGGUCAGUCGGUCACUCUUCCCUGCAGCUACUCAGUGGAUAAUGGUGCGGUCACAUCCAUGUGCUGGGGCCGAGGGGCAUGUCCUAUAUCUAAAUGCUCAGAUGAAAUCGUCUGGACUGAUGGGUCCCAAGUCACCUUCCGGAAGCACAUGCGUUAUAAGCUGGAGGGGAACCUUCUAGAAGGGGAUGUAUCUUUGACCAUAGAGGAUGCAGCUAAGACUGACAGUGGCCUGUAUUGUUGUCGAAUUGAACACAGGGGAUGGUUCAAUGAUAUGAAAGUCACCUUAUCCUUGGAGAUUAAACCAGCCAGAGACACAAGUGUUCCCAUGACACCUAGGGCCUAUACCUCUGCUCCUCCAACACCAGCACGCACACAGAACCACAAAACAGUAACUACUUCACCUUCUACAACUCAGGCCUCAGAAACCCAGACUAUGACUCUGCAGGAAACAGAGUCUUCCUGCUCACCACUCUACCCUUGCCCAACAGAUGGGAACGGCACUAUGACACAGUCUUCAGAUGGCCUUUGGCACAACAAUCAGACUCAGGUGUUCCCAGCAAGAAGCCCGGGGAUGACCAAUGCUGGACUCUACAUCGGAAUUGCCAUUUUCACCUUGGUGCUGCUGCUUGCAGUUUCGAUUGUCAUAAUUAUCAAAAAGUAUUUCUUCUUCAGAAAGAAGAUGCAGCCACUAAGCAUGGUUUCCUUGACUGGCCCUCAAAUUGGAACUCUGCAGAGUGAAGCAGAUGUGCGUGCCCGAGCAGAAGACAAUGUCUACAUCAUUGAGGAUAAUUUUUACGUCAUGGAAUAAGACCCAGGGGCGCUCUUGGGGGUGUUAUGUCCAUGACUUCAGAAGACAGUGACCGGAUAUCACUAUGUCAGACUCCUUUUCAACUCCAGGACCACUUCUCUGUCAUUUCACUGGCCUUCCAACAUGUCAGCCACAUUGGAUAGGGUGACUCUCUAGCUCAGAACUGUACACAAACUCAUUAACAGCAUCCUAAUUUUCAUACUAAAACUAGCUCAUUUUUUUCCCACUCAUGGUAGAGCAUUCUCCCACACAUGAACAUUUUAGAAUUCUGUAUUUUCUUUAGACCCCUUUAUUCUUACAUCCAUUUAAAAAACAGUGAUUAGUGACACAGGAAGGAAAAUUGUAUUUAAAACUGCCAAGAAAUGAGGAACAAGAUUUAAGAAUCAAAAAAUUCAAAGACUUCAUUGGGCAGCAUUUCAUGAUUACCUCUUGUUUUUUAUACUGUAAUUACAAAUAUUUUAUUUCUUAUGUUUCCUAGGUUCAAAUCGUGAGGGCCUAUAGGUUUUUAUUUCCCCUGUGGAGAAAUAGAAGUGGGCCUAAUUUCACCAUUAUAGGAAUAUAUGUUUUCCAUGUGAUGCAUGGAGUGACUGAUUUGUGGAUCAAGAUGGUUAUUUAGCCAUGAGGAGUUGCAGUAGGGAGUGUGGACCAAGUCGACGCAGGGGAAGAGAACCACUUAUCCUGGGAUUUGGUACAUUUAUGCUAUUUCUACCCUUGCACUUGGGCCAUGGUGCUAGGCAUAUUUUCCCUCCUUCCCUUCCUUACUUCCUUUUUUCUUUUAUAUCCGGUACUGGGAUUGAGCCCAAGGGUGCUCUGUCAGUUAGCUGCAUCCCCAGCCCUUUUUAAGUUUUUACUUUGAGAUGCAGUCUUGCUAAGUUGCUGAGGCUGGUUUUGAACUUGUUCCUCCUGACUCAGCCUCCUCAGUCACUGUGAUUACAGGCCUUUGCCACUGCUCCUGGCCAGUGCUAGGCAUUUUUGUAGACAACCAUCAGGCUCUCUGAACCAAUUUUCAGAAUUAGGAGAGACAGAAAUGAAAGGGAAAAAACCGAGAGAGUAGGGAAAAGACUGUCUGCCUUAGGUAAGUUCUAUUGCAAAUCUAAUAGUAUUUGAAAUUAUCACUAGUGUUUUCUAAAAUUUUAUAUUUCUAAAUGAUCUCCAGACCACUUUUAUAUUUAAAGUGAUUUCAGAAAGUUGAAGGGUCUUUUUCCAAUCUAAUUAAUUCCAAGCCCUACCCCCCUUUUUUAGUAAUUCCAUGACACUUUGGUUUUGCCAGGAGUUAAAGAGAAGUAUAUCAUAAGGAAUCUUCGGUCUUCAGUCACUCAUGUGACUGUUUAAAAAUGUAGAUAUGCAAGGGCUGAUAUUGUCAGAAAAAGAAAUGUUUCCACAUGAAAAGUUAACGGGGUUGGAUAUUAAUUUCAAUUUCAAUUUGAGUGAACCCUGAAAUCAUGGUUGGGGUUCAAAGAUACACCACAGUGGUCUGGGAGGGCAGGAUGCUUCAUGUCAAAGGUCACAUUUCUUACACUGUUCUGCAGAGUUCUAGGAAAUUACCAGGUCCUCUGAGUGAGGGUUCUAUGGGUAAAGAAGAUCUGUGUACACUGUACUCUGGGUUUGCCAGCUGGGGCGAGCCUGUUUGGGUCUAAAAGUGUGUUACAUUCCAACUACAGUGUUUUCUUUUUCUUAAAUUUGAGGCAGCAUGCAUAAAUUUGGAGCUUUGAAUUUAAAGCCCAGAUUUGUAGUGUGUUGGGAAAGCUUGUCAAGCUUAGACUGCACUCUUUUGGUUUUGUUUAUUUUGUUCUGUUUUGUUUGCAAAUGCUGGGGAUGGAGCCCAAGGGCCUCCAGCUGGGUGCACGCCUGUGGUCAGGGCCCCCCUGGCUGGGACUGCAGGCUGCUUUCCUGGCCCACUCACUUUCAAUUCUUGCCUGAUUUGUGUGGGGCUUUGAGUUUAUGAUGCCUGCUCUAGUCUCCAUAUUCUUCCUGGAGAUUUAUUAUCCAUGCUGAAGGGCCUGGGAAUCUGGUUAACUGUUUAAUCUCACAUUUCUAAACUUGAACACACAGCACAGUGCCUAUUAGCCUUCUGUGAAACAAAUUACACGGGAAACCCCUCAGUGCUCAGGAUUAAGAAAAGGACUUGAAGUUGGGUGUGGUGUCACACACCUGUAAACCCAGUGGCUUGGGAGGCUGAGGCAGAAGGAUCAUGAGUUCAAAGCCAACCUCAGCAAAAGUGAGGCACUAAGCAACUCAGUGA
Molecule: messenger RNA, 3206 nt
Organism: Sciurus carolinensis (gray squirrel)
Lineage: Eukaryota; Metazoa; Chordata; Mammalia; Rodentia; Sciuridae
Gene: Havcr1
Product: hepatitis A virus cellular receptor 1
Exons: 8
Coding region: 74-964 (296 amino acids)
Biological process (GO): phagocytosis, engulfment; positive regulation of mast cell activation
Cellular component (GO): cell surface
Molecular function (GO): virus receptor activity; phosphatidylserine binding
Source: RefSeq, a predicted model, not a curated record